AUCAAUGCGCGCGAUUCGAUGAGCUAACUAAGGAGGAAAUUGGGCGCUCUACCACAUUUUUGUUUCCGAUUCGGAUAAGUGUCGAACAACUUAAAAAUAGGUAUGAGUAUGUUUGGGACAAGUUCUGGGUUUGGUUCAGCUGGAGCCAGCAUGUUUGGCAGCACAGCGACGGACAAUCACAAUCCCAUGAAGGACAUUGAAGUAACUUCACCACCUGAUGACAGUAUUAGCUGUUUAGCAUUUAGUCCUCCCACUCUGCCAGGGAAUUUUCUUAUCGGAGGAUCUUGGGCUAAUGAUGUCCGCUGUUGGGAGGUCCAGGAUAAUGGACAGACUGUUCCUAAAGCACAGCAGAUGCACAGUGGUCCCGUGCUCGAUGUCUGCUGGAGUGAUGAUGGAAGUAAAGUCUUUACUGUCUCAUGUGACAAAACUGCAAAAAUGUGGGACCUCAAUAGCAAUCAAGCGAUACAGAUUGCACAGCAUGAUGCCCCAAUUAGAACUGUACACUGGAUAAAAGCACCCAAUUAUAGUUGUGUGAUGACGGGAAGCUGGGACAAAACUUUAAAGUUUUGGGAUACACGUUCUCCGACACCAAUGAUGUCAUUGCAGUUACCUGAGCGAUGCUACUGUGCUGAUGUUGUUUAUCCCAUGGCAGUGGUUGCAACAGCUGAAAGGGGCCUCAUUGUCUACCAGUUGGAAAACCAGCCCUCUGAGUUUCGUAGAAUUGAAUCUCCACUGAAGCAUCAGCACCGCUGUGUUGCCAUCUUUAAGGAUAAACAAAACAAGCCCACUGGCUUUGCACUGGGCAGUAUUGAAGGAAGAGUUGCCAUACAUUAUAUUAAUCCACCCAAUCCGGCUAAGGAUAAUUUUACAUUUAAGUGCCACAGAUCAAAUGGAACCAACACUUCUGCACCACAAGAUAUUUAUGCUGUGAACGCCAUUGCCUUUCAUCCAGUCCAUGGUACUCUUGCAACUGUGGGGUCAGAUGGACGAUUCAGCUUUUGGGAUAAAGAUGCUCGUACCAAACUAAAGACAUCUGAGCAACUGGACCAGCCUAUCACAGCCUGCUGCUUUAACCACAAUGGCAACAUCUUUGCGUAUUCCUCCAGUUACGACUGGUCUAAGGGACAUGAAUUUUACAACCCUCAGAAGAAAAAUUAUAUCUUUUUGCGCAAUGCUGCUGAGGAAUUGAAGCCUAGGAACAAAAAAUGAUUCUGCCUGCAUUUGCCAUUUUUGCAAUUGGACAUCACUUGGUCAACACGAAUAUCUUGAAAUUCCCUUGCAAUUUAAAUGCAAGAAAAACCCUUCUUUGCCAGUGGAAGUUACAGGAGUGUGGUGCUCUUGCAUGGACCAAUAAGCAGAGUCCUUCGGUUAUUAAGACUAGAGGAAAUGGGGCUUGUUUGAUUUUAUUUUUGUUUUGUAUUGUUUUUCAGUCAUGUUUGCUAUUUUCUUAUUAUAUAUGUAUAUUAAUAAAAAUGCCUUUAAAUUACA
Molecule: messenger RNA, 1488 nt
Organism: Polypterus senegalus (gray bichir)
Lineage: Eukaryota; Metazoa; Chordata; Cladistia; Polypteriformes; Polypteridae
Gene: rae1
Product: ribonucleic acid export 1
Exons: 13
Coding region: 103-1209 (368 amino acids)
Biological process (GO): transcription-dependent tethering of RNA polymerase II gene DNA at nuclear periphery; RNA export from nucleus
Cellular component (GO): nuclear pore
Molecular function (GO): RNA binding; ubiquitin binding
Source: RefSeq, a predicted model, not a curated record